AUGGGCAGAUUUGAUUCCGAAGAAAAUAGGGGCAUAAGCAUCCCUGAUCGGGUUUUAGACCAGAUUUUUACAAAAGAGGAGAAAGGCGACUACAAAAAAGAUGAGCGAUUCGCCCCAAAGAAGAGAACAAAGGGAAAAACCAUCUCUAGAAAAGAGAAACGGAAAGAAGAGCGACAACUAAAAAAGCAAAAGAGAAGCAAAGGUAACCAUUCAAGCCUGGCGCUCCCGACGCUAAGAGCGAAUUCAAAACUGCAAGACCAAGACGACCCCUUAGCCAAGUUGGCUGCCUUGAAAAAGCAAAAGAAAGAAGCAGAUCCAUUAGCCCAAUUGGCAGCAUUGAAGGCAAAACUGGCAGGUUCCAAAGAAGGAAUUAACGCAUCCUCCAAGAAAUCAGGGGAGAAAAGUAAUGGGAACAGCAAGUACUCCCAUGAAGAAACCUCAGGUCUUAAAGUCAUCAAGGAAAGUGAUUUGGAUGAUGAAGACUUUGGAGAAUUUGAUGACGAACUGGAAACUGACUUCAAUGGUUUUGAGGAAGAAAAUGCAGAAGAAUCUUUAGAUGAGGAAGAGGAUCCUAUGGAGGCUUUAAGAGCGUUGAAAGCAAAGAAAAACAGUAACAAAUCGGAAGUCAGAGUAGUCAAAGAAAGUGACUUAGAAGACGAGCUUGACUCUGAUGACAUGGACGGUUUUUCAGAAGACUUUGAGACUCACAACGAGGAGGAAGACUAUCUAUCAGCGGGAAGUAAUGGUUCUGAGCCGGAAGACUCUGACGACUUCGAUAGUGAGUUAGGUGAUGAUAACCUUGAUUUGGAAGAGAAUCCGCUAGAAAAAUUAAAAGCUCUAAAGGAAGCAAAGAACAAGAAAGACAAAAAAGAUAAGAAGAAAGAGAAAGUUGUUGAAGCUACCUUUGUGGAUCCGUUGGAGAACGAUAUGGAGUUUUAUGCCAAAAAGUUGGGAUUGAAAAAAGGAAAAAGCUCAAAAUUAGAAAAAACGUCCGAAGAUGAUGUGAUUGGUGGCUUACUAGACGGAUUGGAUUUUGAUUUCCAAGAAGCAAAUUCUGAAGAAGUACUGAGCGAGGAUGAAUCCAACGAAUACAACAGUAGUGAAGAUGAAGAGCCCAGACAGAAGGAAAACCCUUUUGUUGCCCCAACGACGGAAAAUGAAGUCCUGGAAGAGCAAUCGGAAUCACAGCCUACUAAAUAUAUUCCUCCUGCUCUUAGACGAAAACUUGCUAUGGAAAAUUCUGGCAUGUCUGAAGAGGUUCUUGCAUUACAAAAAUCGAUCAAAGGUCCCAUCAAUAAGUUGUCUGAAUCGAACGUGGGUAGUAUAGUGAAUGAGAUCAAUGGUCUCUUCUUGAACAAUCCAAGACAGUUAGUUAAUGAGAAUUUGACUUCUAUUAUUUUGGACGGUAUCAUUCAACAAGGAAGACUUUUGGACACAUUUGUGUAUUUGCAUGCUACUUUAGUUGUGGCCCUCUAUCGCCUCCAAGGUGUUGAUUUUGGAGCAUAUUUCAUUCAAACAUUGAUUGAAAAGUUCGAAAGUCUUAGGUCUGACCAGUCGAAAGGAAAAGAAACUCUCAACCUCAGUUCCCUACUUUCUGCUGUUUAUGCAUUUCAACUUGUUUCAUCCAAGCUCUUGUAUGACGUGAUUCGAUCUCUCAUUGAGGAAUUAUCUGAACCGAACGCAGAAAUUUUGCUCAAGAUAGUAAGAAAUUCAGGAAAUCAGAUGAGAUCAGAUGAUCCUAGUGCUCUAAAAGAGAUUGUUUUGCAAAUUUCAAAAAAGUCUGCUUCUUUGCCAAAGGAAUCAGUGAGCAUGAGAAUGCAGUUCUUGGUAGAAACAAUCACCUCUUUAAAAAAUAACAAGAUGAAGGCUCAAAAUGAAGACACUCAUCAAUUGACCAUCCGUUUGAAAAAGUUUUUGGGUACAUUUACAUCUAACAAAUUUGCUGACCCAAUUCAGGUUUCUCUUCAAGACAUCCGUGAAGUUAACACUAAAGGUAAAUGGUGGCUUGUUGGUUCUGCUUGGAAAGGAAAUGAUAGUAAUAACGAACAGAAUUCACUCGUUAACAGCGAAGUGAUGAAUGAUAUCUUAGAUAAUGCCGAACCUAACUGGCUUGAGUUGGCCAGGGCCCAGAGAAUGAAUACCGAUAUCAGAAGAGCAAUUUUUAUCUCCAUUAUGUCUGCAAAUGACUUUAUGGAUGCGGUGACUAAGCUAGACAAACUAGCUUUGAAAAAAGUCCAGGAAAGAGAAAUUCCCCGCAUUUUGAUCCAUUGCGCAGUUGUUGAGCCUUCUUGGAACCCUUAUUAUGGUAUAUUGGCGUCCAAGCUCUGUGAUUCCCACUCUCUCAGAAAAACUUUCCAGUUCAUGUUGUGGGAUUUGGUCAAGAGUUUUGAAGGUGCAAAUGGAGAUGACUCCGAUGAUGAAGAUAUGUUCUACGGUUUUGAUGAUGAUCAAGAGGACGAUGACAAACUCAAAAAGAUCUUAAACUUGGGGCGUUUGUUUGGACACAUGUUUGCGGAAGGAUCAUUAGCGUUACAUGCUUUAAGAACUGUGAACUUUGUUGCAGCUUCGCCAGAUAAUAAACUCUUUAUGGAAGUCGUGCUCGUUACUUUCCUCGAUCAAAUCGCAAAAAAGUCACAAGUGAACUCUGUUGGAGUGGGACUUAUGGGGUCUAAGAAAAGUAUGUCAGAACAAAAGUUUGACGACAGAGUCCUUAUUGAACGGCUCCUUAAAGCCAAAGAACAGCCAGCUCUUCUCCAAGGAAUACAACAUUUCAUUGGUAAAAGGUUAAGAAACAGCGACUUCAUUACGGGAAAGAAGCAGAGAAAGAGGAUUGAAUGGGGUGUGAAUGCCAUGAGCGAUAUCAUUGAUGAGUUCGUUAAGGAAAAUUCAUUCUAA
Clavispora lusitaniae ATCC 42720 is the source of this 2895-nucleotide messenger RNA. RefSeq names its product Sgd1p (gene SGD1). NCBI's taxonomy places the organism in Eukaryota, Fungi, Ascomycota, Pichiomycetes, Serinales, Metschnikowiaceae. Gene Ontology annotation, molecular function: protein binding; RNA binding. Gene Ontology annotation, biological process: ribosomal small subunit biogenesis. Gene Ontology annotation, cellular component: nucleolus. The record is from RefSeq and is a predicted model, not a curated record.